AUGACCAGCGCUGACGAUGCGGCGCUUCUGGCGCUUUUGACAGACGACUGUGUCUUGACGCUGCACAGCGACGAGAGCGCCUCCAUGCACGCGGCCAACGACAGCGACGACGUCCUCGAGGUGGUCGACGACGACAACUUGGACGCCCAUGAUCUCUCGGCUUUUCUGGCCGAGCUGCCCGCCUUUGGCUUACCACCGCCUGCGCAUACAAAGAAACGCCGCGCGCACGACGGGCCCAAGGAAGAGAUCGCCUACUUGCUUCAAAAGCAACUCACCCUCGCGACGCAGCUCGUGCGGCUCAAGCAGCGCGCAGCCAUGAGCAUCGACGAUACAUCAGACAGCGCCUCGUGGCAGCGGCGCGCAGUACACCAACAGCACGCGGUGCAGCGUGCCCUGCACGAAAACGCACGCCUGCGGGAGCUCCUCGAGAGCCAACUCAAGUUUGUUCAAGCCCUGCAGCGCGUCCUCAUCAAGCGGCCGCGGCUCUCGCUUUUUCCUCGACGCGCAGCGCACGAUGCGGUCGUAGGUCUCUCGGAUCGGGAAGCGUCGUUGGAGGCGCUCUUCCAGGCGCAGUACAACAAACUCGAAACGCACUGGGUGCGUCAUGGCCUCUUUGAGUGCACCGACAGUGGUGACGCGAUGCGCAAGAUCAACAUUGAGAGCUUGGCGUUCGGUGGUACAAUGCACCUCAACUCGCUCCUUGGGACGCCGUGUUCGCUGCCGUUUAUGGCCCUCAGCGACAUCCUUUGGGACCUUAUGACAAGCGAGUUGGCGCCGUCGUGCCAGCUCCUCGAAGAAUUUCACCCGCAGCUGCGCUAUGUCCGUCAUGACAUGCGGCUGCACGACGCGAAGCUUCCGACUCUCGAGUCGCGGCUCGCCCACCGGCGCUUCAACGAGCCCAACCGCGUCGUACUGCUGACGCGCUCGAUCGUCGACGAUGGCUUGUACCCGCACACGCAAGGUCACUUGAUCGAGAACCGAGCUACGUGGUCGGUCAUCUCGUCGAGAGGCCCCAACGAGUGCUACUUGGCAGUCUACGUGAACGUGGCGCUGCCCAUCUUCCCCGCCGAUAUCGAAGCGAUGCAGCCGGCUGCGGGGACGCUCACGGAGCUCCUUCUGCAGCUCACCGCGUCCAACAGCGAGCGCUUUGGUGCCCGUGUCCAAGACGCCAUUCGAAAUCGGCACCCCGACGCCGCCCUUGCUCCACGGCCAUGUCUCUUGUUGCAUCGAGACAGUGACACGUCGAGCAUGUUGUUGCCGCAUCCCGCUGCCAAAAAUGUUUAG
Molecule: messenger RNA, 1284 nt
Organism: Saprolegnia parasitica CBS 223.65
Lineage: Eukaryota; Oomycota; Saprolegniomycetes; Saprolegniales; Saprolegniaceae
Exons: 4
Coding region: 1-1284 (427 amino acids)
Source: RefSeq, a predicted model, not a curated record